This is a messenger RNA of Arctia plantaginis, 867 nucleotides long. NCBI's taxonomy places the organism in Eukaryota, Metazoa, Arthropoda, Insecta, Lepidoptera, Erebidae. The record is from the annotation of a GenBank genome assembly.
AUGAGCGUCGAAGAAGAUGUAAUGAAAAUACAAAAAAAAUUGACUAAGAUGACAUCCGACGAUGGCACGGGGCAAGAGGAAGCCUUAGAGCUGUUAAAGGCGCUGCAGACAAUGGCAGUCAAUUUGGAGCUAUUGACGACAACAAGAAUAGGUAUGACAGUGAAUGCCCUCCGCAAAUCCAGCAAGGAUGAGGAAGUAAUAUCUUUGUGCAAAACAUUGAUUAAAAAUUGGAAGAAGUUUCUGUCAACCCCGGGUAAGGAUAAUGGCAGCUCAUCUAAAUCUAAAAAAGAAGGUAAAGACAAGGAUAAGAAGGAAGAAAAAGAAAAAGACAAGAAACUACCUGCAUCAUUUCCCCCACAGACAAAUACUACUGAUGCUGUGAGGUUGAAAUGUCGAGAACUUCUGAUGCAAGCUCUUAAAGUGGAUGGUGAUAAUUCUAGUGCAUGUGCUAGCCCUGAAGAGCUAGCUGAAGAACUCGAAGAAUGUAUCUAUGCUGAGUUUAAGAACACUGAUAUGCGUUACAAAAAUAGAGUACGAUCAAGGGUGGCCAAUCUCAAGGAUCCUAAAAACCCAACACUACGCACUAACUAUCUCAACGGGGUAGUUUCAGCUGCUCGCCUCGCUAAAAUGACUCCAGAGGAGAUGGCUAGUGAUGAAAUGAAGAAACUGAGAGAAAAGUUCAUUAAAGAGGCUAUAGAUGAUGCUCAACUGGCUACAGUACAGGGAACUAAAACUGAGAUGCUCAAAUGUGGCAAAUGCAAAAAGAAGAACUGCACAUACAACCAAUUGCAGACCAGGAGUUCGGAUGAACCAAUGACCACUUUUGUGCUCUGUAAUGAAUGUGGAAAUCGCUGGAAAUUCUGUUAA